This is a messenger RNA of Drosophila mojavensis, 1079 nucleotides long. RefSeq lists its product as uncharacterized. The coding region runs from base 362 to 1000 and encodes 212 amino acids. The record is from RefSeq and is a predicted model, not a curated record. Gene Ontology annotation, molecular function: protein dimerization activity. Lineage: Eukaryota; Metazoa; Arthropoda; Insecta; Diptera; Drosophilidae. The transcript has 3 exons.
CGUAAAAGAUUUUUUUAACAAUGAUGCAAGGGAUGCAACUGUUGCAAGUGCGAGAAAACUUGUAAAAGCUUUGCGCACACCGACGUUCAGACUAGCAAUUUCAACUACAGCGCUACCUCUGCCUGUCAUUGAUGUGCCCACCAGAUGGAGUUCAACUUUUGAAAUGCUAAGAAGUGUAUGCAUAUACGAGGAGUUCAUCCGGUAACACUUGCCUGAAAACCUUCAGCUUUCAAAGAAGCAAUGGGCUGACAUCAAAGUUCUAUUGUCUGUGCUGGAGCCGAUAUCAGAAGCCACUAAAAAGUUGCAAAGCGAACAGCUUUUUUUUGGGGACUUCUACAAGCUUUUCCUAGAAACAAAAUUAAUGAUAAAGUCUAUGGUUAGCAACAUCCAUAGUGAGGAUCUAGCCAAAAGCUUGGAGAAGCGGGAAGAAAUACUGACAACAAAUGAGGUGAUUCUCUCGUCAAUUUAUUUGGAUCCCCGAAUUCGGCGGAUUCUUCUGAAGAAUCCACUUCAGCUGGCGGCAGCCAAAAAUCAUUUGGUAGGAUUGAUGCGCCAAAUACUUGCGCUAAAUAAAAAAGACAGCCAAACAAUUGAUAUAGAUACUUCGCCAGAAGCCUCACAGGCAACGUCGACUCAACCGGACGAUGGCCUUGAAAUAACAUCCCAAAGCACAUGUUCAUUUUUAAACGCCUAUUUGAACUCUAUUGAGGUUGCGUCUGACUGUGAAGAGUCUGAGGAAGAGGACGAACCGGAACUCAAAUUGGAUAUAACGGAGAUUUAUGGAUAUUCCCCAAAGCCAAUAGAUUUAAACGUGGAUAUUAUGUGCUAUUGGGAGGACAAAAAGUUCACAUAUCCACGAUUGUACCGUCUUGCCAAGAUAGUUCACUCGGUGCCUGCCAUGCAGGUUUCGGUGGAAAGGGCAUUUUCUGCGCUUAAGCUUGUGCUGACAGACAGUGCAGACUCUAUAAAAAAAAUAAUGUUCUUAAAACUAAAUAAAUAGUAAACUUAUACCAAGUGUUAUAUCUAUGGGAGCAGGGAAAGGUGACAAUAAUACGUAUAUAUACAUAUAAACAUAUGUA